UCUCUCUCUCUCUGCCUCUCUCUCUCUCUCUGCUUCUCUCACUCUCUCUCUCUCUCUCUGCCUCUCUCUCUCUCUCUCUCUCUCUGUCUCUGUGACGGUCUGGGAGUGACAAUAGGAUAAGGAGGGCCAAUAGUCCAGAGUGAGAGAAAGAGAAAGAGGGAAAGACGGAGGGAAGGAGUGACAGAAAGGGGGGUAAACAGCAGAGAGAGAAAGAGAGAGAGGGCAGAGAGGAAGAGGAAGAGAGAGACGGGGCAGAGGGAGAGGGAUCACGUCCGUAUCUCAGCACUAUGGCCUCGGCUGCCCCCCAGAAGAGGAUGGUCUCCUCAGUGUUCAUCACACUAGCCUCCCCUUAUAGAGCCACAGUCACUCCAACCCCACAGAUCCUGACCCCUCCACCCCAAUUCCAGCACACUGCCAUCCCCCUCAGCCCCACCGGGACUCAGCGGAGACCCUCCGCUUCCUCCAGCGCAUUUCAGGAAGGCACCGGAUCUCCCAUCCCAGCCAGCCCUCUCCGAGCACAGGCCAGGACCGGCCCUCUGUCACCCGCACUGGAGACCUAUUACGCUCACUCUGACCCUCCAUCCAGACCGGCGGACACACGGCAGCACAAACAGGAUAGAAGCCCAGGAGGUAAACAAGGCCUAGAGUUUUUCCCCCCUCCUCCCCCUGCAUCUUUGGACUCAGAGGCGAGUGAUGACCCAGUUACCCCCCCACGCCACCCAUUCACCACCCCAACCCCCGCCUGCCCUCCAGCUGACCCCAAACACAGACCACCGGCCUCCACAGGCGAGGUCUCUGUGGCUGGCAGGCCUGUGGAGACACUGCCCCCUGCUGACGGGAGACGGGACGAGCCGCCUGGGGAACUGAUCAGCAGUGAGGAGGAGAUCAAACCAGACGUGUGUGGGUUCUGCCGGAAGCCCGUAGCUCUAACAGAACCCGCCAUCGAUGCCUUGAACAGGACGUACCACAGCAGCUGUUUCCAGUGCAGGCAGUGCCACACGCCCCUCGCUGGGAAAAUGUACUACAACAAGGCCGGCAUACCGCUGUGUGAGGACUGCUACCAGGCCAGUCUGGAGCCCUGCUGGGCAUGCGGUGAGGUCAUUAUGGAUCACGUGAUCCGUGCGCUGGAGAGAGCCUAUCACCCGCCCUGCUUCGUUUGCACCACCUGCAGGCAGCCAAUCGGAGAGCAGAGAUUCGCCCAAGGGGAGGUGGGAGAGGUGUACUGCCUGCAGGACUAUUACAGGAAGUACGCUCCUCAGUGCAGCGUCUGCGGAGAACUGAUAAUCCCUCGAGAGGACGGAACAGACAGCUACACGGUGGAGUGUCUGGGACGCUCUUUCCAUGAAGACUGCUACCGCUGUGAGGUGUGCGGUGUGCUUCUCUCUCCGGAGCCGAAUGAACACGGCUGCCACCCGCUGGAUGGACAGAUACUGUGUAAACCCUGCCACCUUUCUCUGAUCCAGACAGCCCAACAUUAAAACCUGCUGCACUCGGGGGCCUCGCACUACGGCACACUGAAUCUGCUAAUGAUCAACCAGGAAAGAGGUGGAGGAGAAUUUACGGAAUUUAAAGCUGCCCAACUGUGAUUUUGUCGGUGGGCAAAAACUCUGCUGGGCUGCUUUAACCUACAUUUGGGUAAAGAUUGUAUACGCAAAUGCUGCAAAACUGGGAAAGCAUAGCUGGGAGAGCACAGCUUAUUAUUAUUGUUUUUUAGUUUUUACAGUGAUCCAACAGUUAAAAAUUCUUUUAGUAUUACCUUAUUUUUAUAUCCGCAUUUUUGAAACUUUCACUGCAUUUAUCAUAUGAUGUAACGACACGUAUCAAACAUAUCUGAGCUAAUCUGAUAUUUUGCACUGUUGUGUUAUAAUAUGCACCAAAGUUCAAUACGCCAAAGAUAUUUAUUCAUCAGUAAGUCAAAUAUGUUUUUUUUUUUGUUUAAACUCUGAUGAAAUAACAUAUCAAAUUUGCAAAGUAUUAGUUGAUGUAACAAAUAAACCAAUAUGUACCAUA
Molecule: messenger RNA, 2010 nt
Organism: Pygocentrus nattereri (red-bellied piranha)
Lineage: Eukaryota; Metazoa; Chordata; Actinopteri; Characiformes; Serrasalmidae
Gene: fblim1
Product: filamin binding LIM protein 1
Exons: 8
Coding region: 288-1478 (396 amino acids)
Biological process (GO): cell-cell adhesion
Cellular component (GO): stress fiber; focal adhesion
Molecular function (GO): filamin binding
Source: RefSeq, a predicted model, not a curated record